This is a messenger RNA of Vanrija pseudolonga, 951 nucleotides long. RefSeq lists its product as uncharacterized. The transcript has a single exon. The record is from RefSeq and is a predicted model, not a curated record. NCBI's taxonomy places the organism in Eukaryota, Fungi, Basidiomycota, Tremellomycetes, Trichosporonales, Trichosporonaceae. The coding region runs from base 1 to 951 and encodes 316 amino acids.
AUGAGUCGCGGUCCAGUAUGGCUCGAUAGCACAGCGUACCCCCACCUCAUCGAGCGGAUUAUCGCACUUGCUCCGUCCGUGACCGCGCUCGUCGCCUGGCGGCAAACGUGCUGGCGAUACCACGCCGUGGCCGACCGAUACCUGUUCGCGCACGCCGUCCUGCAGCGCCAGUACCUCUUCCCCCUGAAACCAGUCGCGAAGCUCCUCACGCGGAUGCGUAGGCAGGUAGUCGUGAAGCUCGAUAAGCGGUACGACAAGUACCGCACCUACUCGGGCUUCGUGCUCCUCCUGCCGCCCGACUCACGGCUGGAGCUCGACCGCCCCCUGCCCUUCUACCCCUGGAAGGCGCGCGUCCUCGACAUCGAAGCAGGGGGCGACUACGUGCCAUGGGACUUUGUCCGCCGCGGGAUGUGGGACAAUGUCACCAUGACGGAGGACAAGGCGCCGCCGUACGUCCCCGACGUGCUCCGUCGCCUGGGCUCGUGCGCGUCCGACGGGUGGGCCUCGGUGCGCGACACGGCAGUCGACUGGGUCACGGCCGGCCAGCCGGAGGGCGAGUGCAGCAUCUACCUGCCCAGCAGUACUCCGCGGUACAUCCUCCACCUGGCCGCUCCGCCAGGCGCCAGCGGCCGGUUGACCAUCUGGCCCCCGACCCAGCGGAUCGGCGAGGUGGUAAUCGUGCUCGCCGGCCCUGUUGGCGCGCCGGUAGUCGCGCAGGUCGUGGCGGGGAUGAUGCGCAUGCUCGUCCGUGAGGCGGGGCACCCGACGGCCCUCACGAUUGUCGGGGUCGAGAGCGACACAGAGGCGUUCCGUGCCGCCCUGACCACCGAGGUGCUUGCACUCGGCGGGUAUGCUGGUCCUGGGGUUUCAUCAUACGCGGACGUCGCGCCCGACGAGGCGAGCGUGCGGCAUGCCAUCGGCGCGAUUAGCUUUGUCCCCCGCGCCGAGUAG